Molecule: messenger RNA, 4570 nt
Organism: Drosophila virilis
Lineage: Eukaryota; Metazoa; Arthropoda; Insecta; Diptera; Drosophilidae
Source: RefSeq, a predicted model, not a curated record
GUUUUUUGCCUGCCGCUGCCACUGCCAUUGCUGCUGCUGCUGCUGCCGCUGCCGCCGCCACUCUUUUAGUUGGCACGUUUUGUUGGCUCGCUGGCUUUUGGGCUUGGGCUUGGGCUCGGGCUCGGGCUAUGGCAGCUCUGUCUGCUUUGGCUCUGACUGCAGCCUGUCGCGGUCGCCACGCUCGCGCUGCGACGGCCAUGGCGGCGGCGGUGGCGGCGCUUCGCACUUUGCUCUGCUGAAUUUUCAAUUUCAGUUGUAAGCUGACUGCAAUCAGCAGUGGUUCGCCUUGUUUCGUUUCGUUUCGUUUCGUUUCGCUUCGCCUGGGCUCGGUCCGUUUCUAUUCGAUUCCAUUCGAUUCGAUUCGAUUCGGCUCGGAUUGAGUUUCUGUUUACGGCCGAUUUUCGAGUGCUGCGACCAGCCAGACAGACAGACAGUCAGACAGUCAGACAGUCGGACUGUCGAACUGCCCCACUGUCGUCUGUAUUAUAAACACGACGCCCGCUAAACAACGCCGCUGCCGCCCACCUCCCACGCGAGUUUCGCGCAUUUAGUGGCUCGCGCGCAAUUUUUGCAUGUGUGUAACACGAAGGGGCACCUAUACGGACACACACACACACACACACACACAUACUGUGCGUGUCUUUAUUGAUUUUGUAGAGCAACAAAGUCGGCGACAACUGUUCAAGCUGUAGUUGCCCCCCCUCACCCGCGCCAUUUCCUCACCGACCAUGGCCCAUACUCAUUAUGCACACACACACACACACACACACACACACACACAGCUGCAUAGGUAAUUUGCAUUUUAAAGUGCAUUUACUACAAAAGGACAAGCGUAUAAGAAAUCCUAAGAAAUCCCAGUUACUUGAAGCAAGAACAAAUUAGAGCAGAGGAGAGAGUAGAGAGGAAACGUGUGGACCAGAUCCUUAUAGACAGAGCUGUUUUCAUCCUUAUGUACUAAUUGGCUGGCUCAUUCAUGGCAACAGAUCGACUGUCCACUUUAGGUCCAGUUGACCAUCCGAAGGGGGCCUCACUGUGUCUGUCUGUCACUCGCUUGGCUCAUAACUUUAUUGGCGUCGGGCAGCCAAACUUGCCAGUUUCUUGGCAAAAGUAGGCAGCCAGCAGCCAGCAGCCAGCAGCUAGCACCUCAGCACAACAACAACAGCAGCAACAGCAGCUGCUGUCCCCAGCUCAUUCCAAAGCGAAUGCGCGCCCUCCCCCCCAAACCUAUCGCAGCCCCCUGGCGUACAGCUUGCCGCUGUCGCACAUAAAAACGGCAACGACGAAAACGAAAAUUUAACGACUGCGCAACGUGACGCAUUAUUUGUCUGCGCCGCCUUUGCCGUUGCCGUUGCUGUUGCCGCCAUUCGCUAGUUGCCGGUUCCUCGGCCUGGCUGGCGUCUGGCCUGCCUUUAAGCAGUUCAGCCUGCAGCAAGCUUGCCGCAGACUCGCGCCGCCAGAAAUUGCUUUUGCUUGCUGUCGGGCCUGGCCUGGCUGGCUGGCUGGAACUUCACCAACUGCCGCCUGCCCCCUUCCGCCUCUCUCUCUCUCUCUUCUCCCUCCACCCGCUAACUGCCUUUUGCGCGCUGCUGCUGCUGUUUUAGUAUUUCGCACUCUGUGCACGCGGUGGCGGCGACGCUGACUGCGAUGGCAGCGGCUGCAAGCAUUUUUGCAUGACUGACUAACUGACUGGCUACGGCUGAGUCUGAGUCACUCACACACACACACACACACAGACACACGGACACAAAUACAAAUGCGCCAGUUUGCGUUUUGUUUGAAUGGGCCAAAGAGGAGUGCGGCCUGGUCAUGGAGCGAAGGGUGGGGGACGCGCUGACUGCAUGGCUGUCGCAGCCUGGCGUGUGUUUAUAAUUUGAUUUUGCUUCUUUCUUUCUCUCUCCGCUUCGUUGUGUGCGUUAGCGGCGGACCAGCAUUUCCUGUCGCUGCUAGGCCUACGAGCUUCACUGUGGACUGUGGAUGAUGGGGGCACGGGCAUGCGAGAGUGAUGAAGAGUGUUGUGACGGUUGGAGGGGUAGGGAGGCAGCCGUCUGCUGCAUCUGCUGCAAAUUCGUUGGCACGCCAAGCAACAGCAACAGCAACAGCAGCGGCAACUAAAACUGGCUGCAACGACGGCAACGUCGCAGGCCACGGAAUCUUAAUGAAGUUAUUGUGUUGUGUUGUUCAGUUCGUCGUUUCGACUGCCUGCCCAGCUCCUCGUUGCUGUAUGGCUGUGCCAUUUACAUACACACACGCAAGCACUUCAAACAAACACACACACAGAUAAAUAUGUGCAGACACAUAUACAUAUACAUAUGAAUUAAGCUUUUGCCAUUGCCAUUGCCAUCGCACAUUCAGCUAGGCCUAGAGUCGCAGCAGGAGAUUAGCCAUUGGCCACCCAAUUGGCUUCAAUAAUUAUUACGGUGAAACAGCAAGAUGGCAACGAUAUUAUAUUCUGUCGAAGACAUGUUCCAACAAUGCAAAAUAUGAGAUUUUAUCAUAUCCCAACUUAACGAAUUAACCGUAUUACUAUAAGCUUUCAGUUAGUCUAGUUGAGCUUUUUUUUCUUUCUGAAAUUAUUGUCGCGUACGCAAAAGAUCUUGCUGUCUGUCUUAAGCACUGAGAGCAAAGCACGUGCUCCCUGUGAGCGCUCUUUCUAUCCAACGGUAAACGACAAAUUCAAAUACUAUGCGACUCUCACAAUAACAAGACUACAGUUAAAGCUUGCAUUAAGAAUACAUGCAUUAAGCAUAGGAUUGGGGUUUUACUCAAUGAAGCCGGGCUCACUCUCCCACAACCGAAAACGUAACUGUGUGUGCUCGUGUACGUGUGUGUGUGUGUGUGUCAGUCAGUCUGUGUGUGUAAAGUGAGAGUAAAUUGUCUGUGAGAUGGUGAGCUGUGUUUUGAAUUUGCAAUUGCAUUCGUUGUUGGCAGGCGACAGUAGACAGCAGACAGCAGACAGCAGAUUGCAGAUAGCAGAGAGCAGAGAGCAGGCGUGUGUGAAACAAGUAAAACGAAAAAUCAAAGUAAAGCAAAAGGCCCGUUAAAAUGGCGCCAAAAAAAUCAACAAUUGUUCUAAAUGUGGAGCAGUUCAUUCACGACAUCGAGGAAAGGCCGGCGAUAUGGAACCGCAACUUCCACUGCAACAAGGCCUUCUUGGAGCAAAUGUGGGACGAGCUGAGUGGCACACACAAGCUACCGAAAAUCGUUCUGAAAGCCAAGUGGAAAGGACUGCGGGAUAACUUCAGGGUCGAGUACAAGCGCAUACCGCGCGCAGACAACGGCGACUUUUUGGUGGAUCCCGCCACAUUUGAGUCCAAGUGGUUGCAUUACUACGCCCUGCUCUUUCUGACGGAUCACAUGCGCCAUCGUCUGCCCAAGAACGAGCAGGAUCAGUCGUAUUACUUCAACCAGCAGAGCCAAAGCGAGGACUGCGAGAAGACCGUGGUGGAGCCAGACCUCACCAAUGGCCUUAUACGUCGCCUGCAGGACAGCGACGAGGAUUUCGAUGAGGACGACAUCGAUGGCGACGCUGGCGGCGAGCCCAGUGACGGCAGCCUGGAUGGUAUGCCCACCCCGCCAGCGGCACAUCAACAAACUCAAGUGAGCACAACCCCGCUGGCCACGGGCGCGCUGAAAGCGCAGGAGGAGGCGUUUGCCGCAUCACACCAGCACGCCCUGCUCAAGGCGGGCCUGUUGCGUGCCCAGUUGUUGGAGUUGGAAUUGGAAAGGGAGGCACAGGACCUGAGUAAGAAAUCAACACAGACUCCUGUAGCGACUGCGAUGGCAACACUCAUGGCUCAGGAAAUACCCGCCGCUCCCGCUCACUGCUCCCCUCCGCCGAUGGUGUCCACCACCACCACCAGCAACAGUGCUGUGGCCACAGCGACGCAGCUGGCCGGCACAGUAUUGGCGGCAGCGACUACCACCUCCAAUACAACCGGCAGCUCGGGAGCCAUGGGCGCCAAGCGCUCGGUGUCGCCACCCCCGCUAUAUAACAAGGCGCAUCAUCCGCUGCCCACACUGGCCGUCGGCCAUCACACGGUCGGCGCCAAGGAGGACUUUGGCGGUGGCGCUGUCAGCGGCGGCAGCGAGCAUCUGAAUUUCACACAACACUCGUAUGCGAAUGGUCUGAUUCCGGCAUUGAAGCUGAAGCGGCCACGGCUGUCGGAGGACAGCAAUUUUAAUGGUUCCUCCACGAUGGAUGCGCCGUUGGUGCCAGAGGAUGACGACUAUCAUUACUUGCUCAGCCUGCAUCCGUACAUGAAGCAACUGACGGCUGCGCAGAAACUGCGCAUACGCACCAAGAUACAGAAGCUCAUAUUUAAGGAGCUCUACAAGGAGGAUCUCGAGGAGUCCAAGUAGUUGCCCGUUCCCAAUUUCCAUGAAUAUAAAGACUGUAAAUAAGCAUCCCUAGUUUGUAAGGAUUAAAUCUAAUCCAUAGUUAUCUAUGCCAUGCGACUUUAUCCAUUUCUAGUUGAGCGUUGCCACCGGCCCGCCCAACCACCAACGGGCUCUGGUGCGCGCCAUUUAGCCUAAGCUCAAAGAUCUGCAAAUAAAAACCGUAAACGUUCAA